Messenger RNA from Entamoeba invadens IP1, 570 nucleotides. Its product is annotated as tyrosine kinase, putative. The transcript has a single exon. Gene Ontology annotation, molecular function: protein kinase activity; ATP binding. The record is from RefSeq and is a predicted model, not a curated record. The annotation marks the transcript as partial. Gene Ontology annotation, biological process: protein phosphorylation. Lineage: Eukaryota; Evosea; Mastigamoebida; Endamoebidae.
UGCCGCCAGAGACUUUACAGAACUCGACGGGAUUAUAGUUUCCCAGUUGACGUGUACUCAUACGGGAUUGUGUUGUAUGAGACGUACGUAGAACGCAAUGCAUACGAUGCCGACGAGAAAUUUAACCAACCGUGGACUAUUCCACAAUUUGUCAUUGAAGGAAAUCGACUCCCCAAACCGGAUGGAAUUCCAGAAAACUAUUGGGAGUUGACUACAAAAUGCUGGUCGCAAAGUCCAGCGGAUAGACCGACGUUUGUCGACAUUCUGAAGACAAUUGAAUCUUGGGGAGAGAACAUCCGAUAUGCCUUCAGUGCGGACGCUGACAAGAAAUUGCUUGGGAGUGAAGGGUCAAGCUCAACGAGUGUGCCUUCAAGUGCUCAGGAACAUUCCACCUCAAAUUCACAAAACAUUCCUUCGAAGUCUGAAGAACACACUUCUGGCUCGGACAAAAAGUCGUCGAACAAAAGCAGUAUAAAACUUGAAGAGAAUAAACCUGGCGAAUUGAAGGAAGUAGUCCUCACUAAGCAGAUCAAGAGAUCCGAGAGCUCAAGCUCAUCAUCUGAUGAUUAA